This is a messenger RNA of Didymodactylos carnosus, 1564 nucleotides long. The record is from the annotation of a GenBank genome assembly. NCBI's taxonomy places the organism in Eukaryota, Metazoa, Rotifera, Eurotatoria, Philodinida, Philodinidae.
ACUUUUCUUUAAAGCAGGUGAGUAGCUUUCGUUAUUAGAAUGCAUUCUUUCCUACUAAGUUUUGUUUGAAUUGGUUGAGAGAGGUUAACAAACGCUGUUCGAUUAUCUCUGGUCAACAACCAAAAUCGAUUCGUUCCAAUUUAAUGUGUAUUUGAAAGAUACAGCGACAUCAAGAAGCUUUUACCAACCAGAACAUUAUUUUUUGAUUAUUUUUUCAAAACAAAUUCGCUUUCAGCUUUUUUGCUUUUUUUAAUACACGCGUAGAUCAACAAGAAUACAUGAAGCGUAUAAACCAGUCCACUCCUCUCCUCGUGAGUAAGGGAUGCCGUAUGAAGAUUCGGACCUAAAUAUAAAAUUUGUUUCGUUUGCAUUUUCUAUUCUUCGAUAGAGAUACACGUCUGUUCUAUGUACAGUGUACAUAGAACAGAAUAAGAUAAAAAGAAAAGAAAAGUGUCAUCAAACAGAACACAAGUCGCAGUAAGGUGCUCCAAAUUCAAAAUGAUAAUACUAUUUUAUUUUUGGCUUAAUCAUACACCAUUCGAUAGAGAAUUUUACGCUGAUCAAGAUUAUCUGGUUUUUAAGCUUCCCAGUUCACAUUAUCAGUGGAAAAAAUUCAAAAAACUUGACGAAUCUCUUUUUUAGAAAACCACUAACUUUUUUUAAAAACUGAAUAACUUGGUUCAACCUCAUAUCGAAGCCGUGAAACUAUGUUUUUGCUGGUCGAUGCGUGUUCACAAAAGUCGAGUAGUUUUAAGGCGGCAGAUUUAGUAACUGUCGUUUGGACAUACGACGUUGGGGUGGAAGACAUGAGGCCAAUAGCAAUCAUUCUUAUUUUGAAGACCACGAACGCGUCGAUGUUAUUACUCACCGGAAAGAAUUCAUUCAGCAUUUUUUAUCAAGAAAAGCUGAAUAUUAUACUAUAACAAAUGAUGAAUCUCCCAAAUGGAUUAUACCCACUACACCACACCGUACCAUUCUUAUUUGUCACGACGAAAGCAUUUUUCGUAGCGGUGAAAUUAGCCCACAUCGAUGGAUUAUCGACGACAAUGCACCAUUCUUCAGUAAAGGACGAGGUUGUAGUCACAUGUUAAGUGAUUUUUCAGUAUUACAUCCAUCCUCAUCUUUCUUUCGUUUAAAUCAAGAAGAAUGGAAUGAAGCAACAAGGAAAUAUCCAGAACUAUUACAAGAUAGUGAUAUUACAUAUGAAAAGCAUUCAGCAUCAGCAGCAACUAACAUAGGUGGUGAUCUGUAUAUGGAUAAUUCAUCAGUUUUGGAACAAUUUGAGAGAUUUUUUAAAUUACUUCAAUUCAAAAAGGAAUUCAAAGAUCAUUGGUUUGAGGUUUUCGUGGAUACCGCGAGAACACACACCAAAAGACAGUAUAGCCUUCAUGACUUUGGUAAAAGUCCAGGCACCCGUUGUCCAGUACCAACAAUUGAAUUCAUUGACGACAAUAAUGUGAAACAAACUGUAAAUUGUUAUUUUACUUCUGGAAAUUUAAAAGGACAGUCAAAAGGACUUUUAAAUAUUGCAUUGGAUCUUGGUAUACGUGUGCCUGUGACUUGA